AUGAGCGAUGAUGUCGAAAAGCACCCAUCCACGAUCGACGACGCGUCAAUGCACACAAUCACAGCAACAUCAUUACAGAAUCCGAUUUACGAUGCGCGACCACAAACCUCAUAUUCCGACACGGGAUUCUCACGUCCAUAUUCACAACCCAUUGAUGCCAACAACAAUCUCAGCAAUGCCAUCACAGAUCCGAUGCAGCACGGCGCUGGAUUAAGUAGGCCGCCAUCUACGCAGAGCGCCGGACAAUAUGACGCGAAUGGGCAGCGACAACAGGGCCAGAAAAAUGCGUCUGUGGUAAUCAAGGUUGGAAUGGUUGGCGAUGCUCAGAUCGGCAAGACGAGUCUUAUGGUGAAAUAUGUUGAGGGUAGCUGGGAUGAGGAUUAUAUCCAGACAUUAGGUGUCAAUUUCAUGGAAAAGACGAUUAGCAUUCGCAACACAGAGAUUACAUUCUCCAUCUGGGAUCUGGGCGGACAGAGGGAAUUCGUCAAUAUGCUUCCUCUAGUGUGCAACGACGCCGUCGCGAUCCUAUUCAUGUUCGAUCUGACACGGAAAUCGACGCUGAACAGUAUCAAGGAGUGGUACCGGCAAGGUCGAGGAUUCAACAAGACAGCAAUACCGUUUCUCGUCGGCACGAAAUACGACCACUUUGUCAAUUUUCCACGUGAAGAGCAGGAGGAGAUAUCGUUACAGGCCAAGCGGUUUGCGAAAGCGAUGAAGGCAAGCUUGAUCUUUUCAAGUACAAGCCACAGCAUCAAUGUGCAAAAGAUUUUCAAAAUCGUCCUUUCAAAAGCAUUCGACCUGCGCUGCACAAUCCCCGAGAUCGAGAACGUCGGAGAACCCCUUUUGCUCUACCAGUCCGUUGGAUGA
Dissoconium aciculare CBS 342.82 is the source of this 867-nucleotide messenger RNA. RefSeq names its product small GTPase. Gene Ontology annotation, molecular function: GTP binding; GTPase activity. NCBI's taxonomy places the organism in Eukaryota, Fungi, Ascomycota, Dothideomycetes, Mycosphaerellales, Dissoconiaceae. Gene Ontology annotation, cellular component: spindle pole body. Gene Ontology annotation, biological process: regulation of exit from mitosis. The coding region runs from base 1 to 867 and encodes 288 amino acids. The transcript is spliced from 3 exons. The record is from RefSeq and is a predicted model, not a curated record.